CUUCCAGACUAUAUGAAGAGAAUAUUUUAUUUUUAUUUAGACUAAGAAACUACAGAAAAUCAGCUCUGCAUGUGAUCUCCCCUUUACUGCUCAAGGAGGGCACACACACAUCAACAAAUAUCAAUGCAACAAUUACAGAUGAACAAUUUCUCACAGCUUCAGAAGAAGUCAGAGUUCUGUGUAAUUCAGAAAUUGUCUAAGACCUCUGCUAGAACAUUUUCUGCACUUCAAAAUAAAUGACACCUGGGUCCAUUAAAAGAAGGUGAUGCUGCCUGAACCACCAGCCAAGGCUGGGAGGAAAGGGAGGAACACUAGUAAAAUGAAGGAAGAAAAGCAGCCCACCCUAUCUCAUGGUCACGGAUACAAAAGUCAGGGAGUGUUAAGAAGAAGACACCACACUUAAUACCAUGGUUUUAUGCAGUGAAUUACACCAGAGAGAACUUUUGCAUUUUAACUGUGUUACGUAACAUUCCUCAGCCUUCAUUUUUUUCCACAGAAUGCAGGACAUAAUUUACGGUGCCAAACAAAACAGCGGAACUGCAUUGUAGCCAAUUAUUUGUUUCAGUAGUUUUAAGAUAAAUAGAACAUAAAAUGGUUGUUUUACUUAGGUAAAAAUCCAGUUGAAACAGACUUUAUUUUAAAAAAGUUACAUUGGCUUUAAGUGAUGGCACAUGUCGCUUGUGUUAAUACUGCUUUGAUUUUGAGGAUGAAGUCUGAAGUGUAGGUGACAUGCAGAAGCAUGCAAUUUGACGUUUGGGGAUUGUAGUUUUUAAUGGGACAAUUUGAAUAAGGAAUACUGGUAAUAUGCUUUUUAAGGGGACAGCACACGAAAAUUAUAAUACAGAGUAUUAAAAGAACCGCUCUUUAAAGGAACUGAAUUAUCUUAGUGUAUUUUACAUCACAAGCACUCUCGGUCCGUUGGGGAGUCCGUCCCACUGUACUUGGAGAAUGCUGCCAUGCAUUAAUCAUAAAUUUCAUUCAGUUGUGCGACAGAAGUUCCCUUCUAAUGUUUUCUUCAACAUAACAAAGUCCCACGGUAACAAAAGCGCUGAGGCCAGGAUCGUUAAUUGCAAUGUGGGGAAUGCAGACCAGCUGGGGUGGGGGAUCGUGCUCAGUCACGGUAAAAGGCAAACGGGUAAAUUGUGAAUACGCUCUUAAUCUAACUACAGCUUCUUGAAUUGUGGGAGGCGUGUGUAACAUAACGUUGUUCCACAUACCAAUAUCACUACGUAUCGGUAUCGCAAAACAAAGUUUUAAAUGUUAAGAUUCUGUCAUUCUGAAAAUCAGAGUAUUUAAGACAUUAUGUUACAUAGCGAUUUGUGGAGAUAAAUGCCCUCGGACAGUAGCGUUCAUUUCAUAUUAAGUCUCUUUAAGUCAUUGUUUUAUGUUAUGCAGGAUGAAUGUGCGAAUUUUAAUUAAUCAUCCUUUAAGGGUUAUAUGCUUACGGUGUUGUAUACUAUUCUCGGUGAACAAGUUAACUUAUAAAAGUCUGUUCCUCUAAUUAUAGAAUAAUAUAUAGAAUAAUUAUACAAGAGCUAUAAUUAUUAUGAUGUUAUUAUUUAAUUGUGUGGGCCGUGUUGCUUGAUUACAUUUGACUCUUCGGCACGUGGGACGCUGCCGGUUUGAAAGACGCAGCUUCACUUGUUUUCUGCACCAAGAUGACGAGAAACAAACGAAUUGCAAAAGCUGUCAGCUGGAGCAACGAUCGAUACUGGGCAACUUGGGACAAGUGGAUGGAAGUGAUUGACUGGGAAGAUGAGGAAGAGCUGUGCUCCCCAGCAGAAUCACCCUCUGACCAGGCUGACCGUUCCAUCGUGUCACACACCCGAAAGCCAAUUGCCAAGGCAGUUAGCUGGACGGAUGAUGUGUAUUGGGCAGCCUGGGACAAGUGGGAUGAGAUCAUCUGCUGGGGUGAAGAAGGAGAGUGCUCCCCAGCAACUCCACCCAUCAACCAGCCUGGGAGGGAUAAGGGGUUAGACAUGCAUGGGUUAGAGGUUUUUCUGUUAAAUGAAAGGACAGUCUCCAUAAAGCCUGCAGAUGACCACCAAGACAGGCUGAAAAUAGGAGCCGUAGUGGUCGACCUCUGCCAGUUUGAGCUAGAUGGUGUAAAUGAUAAAUUUGAAAUUGUCGAAAUACAAAUUGGAGAGGUCAAAUUGGAGGAGACUGCAGAGAGGGGUUUUAAUUCAGAAUUUGAAUUGGAAAUUAUGGAUGUGGAGAUAGAGGUUGUAGACAGUGAAUUCCAGCUGAAUGCUCUUAAUUGGGAAAUUGCUGGAACUAAAGUGGACAAAUUAUUAGUGGAACACCUGAACAUAAAUAAUCUAGAAGCAGGCAGUGUGAAGGUGUCCACAUCAAAUGGGAAUGUGGUAUAUGUCAAUGGUAUGUGAGUGUGUUUGGUAAUGAUGGGUGUGAAUGGUGUGUGUAAGUG
Messenger RNA from Brienomyrus brachyistius, 2425 nucleotides. RefSeq lists its product as uncharacterized. The record is from RefSeq and is a predicted model, not a curated record. The transcript has 2 exons. Bases 1659 to 2384 code for a protein of 241 amino acids. Lineage: Eukaryota; Metazoa; Chordata; Actinopteri; Osteoglossiformes; Mormyridae.